AUGGCGCGCCGUACCUCCCGCGUCUCCGCGUCCGCGACUCCCGGACUCGCUGGCGUCCAUGCACACGAUACAGCCGACGACAUGAGCCUCGACGUCCCCGAACAGCUCCUCACGCCCGAGGCCAGCCGCUCCGAAACGUCUAGCAACAAUGAAAACGCGUCAACAGAAGAAAAGCCCGCACCGCGGCGCCGUUCAACACGAGUAGCACGCGUAUCGUUGCAAGCUGCCGACACCCUGGAUAAUAAUGCAUCCGCCGAGGAAGAUGAGACCCCGAAGUCCUCCAGCCAGGCCUAUGUCGACAGCCUUGCCAAGGCGAAGCGCACGCGCUCUUCGCUGCGACACAGCAUUGCCGUGAUGGAAUCGUCUCUGUUCCCGGGCACCGCGAAUGACACCAUGACUGAUGACCACUCAAUGGCCCCCGAUACUCCCGUUUCGAAAUCCUCGCAGGAGCCACCGUCGGAGGAUAUGGCCACCUCGCUUCAGCAACGCAACCUACGAAAGCGCGUGAAGAAGGCACUGGCCCAAGAUGAAGGAACCCCCAAGAUCAAGACGCCCAAGAGUAGUUCUCGUGGUUCGGUACGACGAUCAACUCGUCUAAGUAUCGUGGAUAAAGCAUCUGAUUUACUGGGCCGAGCAAGUAGUGUCUUGGGGAAGCGCUCGAGGGAUUUGAGCGAAAAGGGAAAGGAACUGGGUCGGCGAGCCAGUCUUCGGCCUCGAAAUGUUGCGCCUGAAAAGGAGGAGCCUACUCCUGCGCUUGCUGAGCCAGCAUCGAAGAAACGUCGGGUUUCUGAAAGCGAUUUAUCCAAGUUGCAAGCUCAGGAAGCCAGUCCUUCAGAGGAACCGACUGCUCCGCCUGUGCAGCGGUAUAAACCUAAGCGCUGGUUGUCACACGGAUUGUACACCGGACAAGAACCGACUGAUUCACCUCCGAAGCAACGUCGAAGCAAGACAUCGGCUAAAGCUAGCGGGAUACCCCAGCAGCGGAAAAUUAUGCCUAUGCCUAUGUUUGUUGGCUCACGCAUGAUACAAAACGGCAGGGAUUACCAGGUUCCAUUUGAUAUCUUCUCGCCCCUGCCACAUGGUCAACCUAAGCCAGAUGAGUGGCGCAAGACUAAUAAGAACGUUUUCAUUGGCGAUGCCGCCAGUGAAUGGAAAGCCAACAAGAAGUUGGAGCUGUCUACAUGCAUGUGUGAGGAAGAAACGGGCUGCGAUGAAGACUGUCAGAAUCGCUAUAUGUUCUACGAAUGCGACAGCGGCAAUUGCAGACUGGGCCCGGAGUGCGGUAACCGCAACUUCCACGAGCUCAAGCACCGUACCAAGGCCGGCGGCAAGUACAAUGUUGGAGUUGAGGUGAUCAAGACUGCGGAUCGUGGAUACGGUGUCCGAAGCAACCGCACGUUCGAGCCGAACCAGAUCAUUGUGGAGUAUACUGGUGAGAUUAUCACGCAGAUUGAGUGUGAGCGGAGAAUGAGAUCGGUGUACAAGAACAACGAGUGCUACUAUCUGAUGUACUUUGAUCAAAACAUGAUCAUUGAUGCCACUCGAGGGUCCAUUGCUCGCUUUGUCAAUCAUUCCUGUGAACCUAAUUGUCGCAUGGAAAAGUGGACUGUUGCAGGGAAGCCGCGUAUGGCCCUCUUUGCCGGAGAGAAUGGAAUCAUGACAGGACAGGAGUUGAGCUACGACUACAACUUCAACCCGUACUCUAGCAAGAAUGUCCAGAAGUGCCGCUGUGGAGCAGAGAAUUGCCGAGGAAUCCUUGGCCCUCGUCCAAAGGAUAAGGAUCAACGCCCCAAGGUUGUCGAUGAGAAGAAGGGUUUGAAAAAGACCAAGAAGCUGGCCGGCACAAAGCGAAAGCUCGCAGAUGCAGAUGAGAACACGACCGUACGCGGUGGCAAAAAGCGUAGGAUGAUCACGUCUAAGUCUAUCAAGGCCAGCGUCAAGAAAGCCGUGGCCAAGGCUACUUCUGCGCGCGGAAAGGCAGCCGCGAAGAAGACAGUGAGCCGAGGCAAGGCUGCAACCAAGAAGGGUGUCAAGCUUCCCACAGUGAAAACAGCAGCCAGAAUCAAGGCUGCUGUUCGAGGACCCCGACGAAAGGCAGGCACUGCGAAGACUUCACCGGCCUCUCCUGCCAAGAAGGCAUCGCCCCUCAAGCGGCCAUCUGCCGAAACCAAGAAACAAAUCCUUGCAGCUGCUGCCAAGGGCUCCAGGGCACAGGCUCGAAAGUCGCCUGCCAAAUCUCCUGCUAAGUCACCCGGAAAGCCCGGCCGAAAGCCUGGUCCUAAGCCUGGCCCACGGAAAGCACCAACCAAGAGCCCUAUCAAAGCUCGGAUGCCUGAUUCCAAGGCCAAGAGCACUGCGGCGUCAAAUCCCGCUAAGGUGAAGCCUACCAAGGGCAAGAGCCUUGGUGCGAGUGUACGAAGCGCAGCGCAGACUUUGAUGCGCAGCGUUAAGGGAUGA
Molecule: messenger RNA, 2457 nt
Organism: Penicillium cinerascens
Lineage: Eukaryota; Fungi; Ascomycota; Eurotiomycetes; Eurotiales; Aspergillaceae
Product: putative histone-lysine N-methyltransferase (Ash1)
Exons: 4
Coding region: 1-2457 (818 amino acids)
Biological process (GO): regulation of DNA-templated transcription
Cellular component (GO): nucleus; chromatin
Molecular function (GO): protein binding; histone H3K36 methyltransferase activity
Source: RefSeq, a predicted model, not a curated record